AUGCCAGCAAAAGAUGUACCCAUGAUCACCACCAUCACCGCCAACACCGCCAGUCGCCGACUCCUCGCCACGAUGCCCCCCUCCUCCAUCUCCAACGGCUCCGCUUCCGCCUCCUUCCCCGCGGACGCCUUUGCUAAUUGGUGCGCCGCCGAUACCGACUGCUCCCAAGCCGGCGAUCUGACCCUGUCACUGUCAUUCUACAUCGACGCCUCGCCCUUCACCUCCCUCACCCUCAACUGGCCGUAUGUGUUCAGCGGCUCCGGCGUGUCGGAGCUCCAGCUGGUUUCCGGGGUGGUGGAGCUGCAGCUGUCUAGCUCGUCUGGAUACACCGCAAGACAGGACGCACUCAUCUGCGAUGACGCCGCUACCGCAGCCAGCAGCGGCGUCAGCAGCUGCAUGGCAGUGCUGUCCAUGCCGCUGAACUCCUCAGGUGUGGACCCGGCCCGGUCGUUCGUAUGCCUGCGCCUCGAGCCAAGCGUGACGGGCAAUAGCUACCAGGCGUACGGCUAUCCGCCUGGCUCCAACGGCACCGCGCUGGACUUCACCAUCAUAAACAACACGAUGAAGUGCAGUACCAAUCGCUUCGGCAAACACAUCAUCAUGCAGUAUAAGGUAGCUAUGCCGUCGCCGCCGUCGCCGCCGUCGCCGCCGUCGCCGCCGCCACUCAGCGCGGUUGGUGCCACCUUCAAUUCGGAUGUUCGGUUACAGAUGCUGCUCCCCCUGUCGCUGGGUUUUGAAACCCUCAAGUCCAAUGGCACCCUCCUGGCGGGCCUUACGUCCUCCCUGGAGUCCACUCUGGCAGCCUACCUGGCCUCCGCCAAGUCCAACCUGCUGGCGCUGCCCGAUACUGCCAACAUCACCAGUGGAAUCCUCAAAAUUAGCCGAGAUUCAAACCGGACAAAGGAGGCCGUGGUGGUGGAUAUCCGGCUGGUGCUCCCCUCGGGCUCCACCGAGGGCCAGGUGACGGCGCUGAUGCGAUUGCUGGCACUCAACACCACAGGGGUGUUCAACGGCUCGCCGUACACCAGCUACUUCUCUUCGUCAGCCAACGUGUCGUACAUGUCGCAGAGCCCGCCCUCCGGUCUCAGCACGCGGGGCGUCAUCGCCGUCGCGCUGGCUGCCAUGGUAGUGACCCUGGUCCUGGUUGGAAUGGUGUACGGAUGCUACCGCUGGGUGUCGUACAUUGCAAUUUUACCCAAGCUCCUCCCUCUCCCACCCUUCCCCCUCCCCUCCCGCUUCCGCCUCUAUUUCACCUUGUCCUCCUACUUCUUCUUCUUCUUCCACCUCAUCAAUAUAAUCAUCACCAUUACCAACAUCAUCCCCACCUUCCUUACAGGGUUCUUCACCAGGAGGCCCCAGGGGCCGUGGGACAACACUGGCAUCGCUGUCGUACCGAGCAAGUCGGCGCGCCGGCGGAAAACCACGCAGGCCAAGCAAGACCCCCCGAUCGACAGCAACGGCAUCGGCUUGCUGCUGCCAUCAUCACCGCCGCAGCCGCCACCAGUGCAUUACACGGGACUGCCGGGCCAUCUACCACAGAGAAUUGUCUUCGAUGUCGCGACUCAACAAGGCGGCGCCACCCGCAUUCGGAAAGGGAUCUCUGCCGGCAACGCCCUGUCCAGUCGCAACCGAAGGGUGGUGCAAUUGCAUAAGCGGGUAACCACUCCGGCGUCCGCCAACAACACUCCGGGGUACGACAGUUGCGGCGGAGGUGGGACGAGCAGCCAUGACGUCGCUGCCUCCAGGACGAACAGCCUGCAUGGAGCUACCAGCCAGGGGGUGAUCCGUCAUGCCGUUGUCCUCAGCUUCGUGAUGGGGCUCUCGCAACAAUACCAGCAGCAAGAGCUGCAACAGCCGCAUCGAGCAGCAUCACCAAACAUCGCCAUCCCCACCGCCUCCGCGACCGCUACCGCUGUUGGCGCACACAAUAACGGGGGGCAUUGGUUGACGCCGCCGCUGCCCCCACAGCGAAUGCAGCAGUCACAUGCGUUCAGCCUGGAGCGCAGCACCCUGGUGGCGUCCAUGUCGUCAGGAAGUAUGAAGAGACGCGGCCGCACGCGAACUCCAUCAGGGUCUGGCCCCUGCGCCGUUGACCCUGGCGGCGGCGGCGGCGUCCCUCUGGCAUUUGUCGACGCAGAUGAUGUGUGUGAAAGCCGGGCCCCGGGGAAACACCCGCAGUCGCAGCAGCAGCAGCACCACCACCAACAACAACAGCACCUGGUACAGCGAUCCGCAGUCCCUCGGCAGCGAUUGCUCAAACCCACGUGGUCUGCUGUGCCAGAGUUAUCAGAGAGCCGGUACGGCAGUGGCGGUGGCGGUGGCAGUGGUGGCGGUGGUGAUGGUGGUGGGGAUGUUCUGCAUAGGGCCCCAAUGCAGGAAGUGGCGGAGGGCUUCAGGGCUCGCGAGAACAUGGUCCUGGAGGGCCUCACGCCCAUCGUGACGGCAGUCACGCUGUGCGGCCGGGGAGUCCUCUACCAAAACGGAACGCCCCUAGUAGUCCUGCGCUACGAUGCCACCGCAAGUGCGCUGCUAGGGCUGUCACUUCAAGCUCGAACGAUUUCUGAACGACGUUUGCAUCGAGGGGCGCGUCUGGAAAGCUUCAUUGAAUACGUCCACGCGUGCGUGCGCCUGUCCACCUUCCGCCUGCCUCUCAACCAACAUCGCCUCACCUCCCUGAACCCUGAUCCGUGCCUACAACCCUACCCCCCCAUGGCUCUGCCGCCACUGCCGCCGCUACCUGAAGUUACGUUGUCCGCGUCACUGAGCGGGGACAGCCCGGUCGUUUGCCUGCUGCCGCAUCUGGGCGCCGCUCCCAAACUGCCCCAGCCGCCGCCGAUGACAAAGACGCUGGCAGGGGGCCCGGCGGCUGCGGUGCCGCCCCCGCCAGAGCUCCCGGCCGCGGCGCUAUCGCGGCUUCUGCUGGCGCACUGCACGACCGUGGAUCGUGCCGGCAGCGAAGACGUGUUGUCGAGCUUGUUGAGUAUAGGGCAGCUGAUCAGCACCACGACGGACGUGACGGCGCUGGAGGCUGUGGGGGCCUUACACCAGAUGAGAAGUAUUGUGCUGGAGCCGGAAACCCUGGUGCCGCCGAGCCGCCGCACACUUAGGCGAUUGGGAGUCUCCAAUAGCAGUGGAGAACUCAAGCGGGGCCUGCAGAACUGUGUCGCGGUCAGCCCUGGCCAGGCCUCGAACUCCUUAUUUCAUUCGGUCCACGAUCUCCCUGCCGGGGAGGCUGCCUCCGCCGGCGUCAGGAGCCCACAGCAACAACCGCAGCCGCCGCAGUCGUCACUGGCACGCAAGAUGAUCGGCGCUGCGUUCCGCCGCAGUUCAGAUUUGGCGCUUCGGUAUGACAGAGUGUCGUCAAGCAGCACGACACGUAACGACACGACCCCACUCGGCUACCAUGGUGGUGGCGCCGGCGCCGCCGGCGCCACUGCAGCGGUUGCGGCGGAAGGCCUGGUCAGCCGUACGUUAUCCGCGGUGGUGCAUCACGGAUACCAGCGGCAGGCAGCCACAGCAACCGGCUCUGCGACCCCGCCGCGCCGCUGCUAUAGCCGUGUGGAGCUCGAAGCCCACAACAGCGCUGCUGGCCUCGGCCCGAGCCGCGUGCUUACCUUUGCCAGCACGCUGCGCAACACGCCCAGUGCCGUGCAACGGGCGCUUCAGUCAGCCAUUUCGGGAGGCAGUGUGGCGGCCGGUGUGACGUCACAAGCGCCUUCGCUAAUAGUUCCGGACACCCCAUCAGCGGCAUCGUCGCACAGCAACAUAAAUGGCUGGCAAUUGUCAUCACAAGCGAUGGCAGGCGGCUCCGUACGACCAUCCCGGGGCGGCAGUAAUGGCAACGCUGCGAUAUCCCCCCAGCAGCAGCAUCCGAUCGUAAGGCAGUCCGCACGUGUAUUCUCAGGUGGUCAGACGACCAAAAGCGAUAGACAAGCGUCAGCGGUGGCGAUUGCAGACACAGGGAGGUGGGGAUUUAGUUGCGGUGGUGAAGGCGGUGGAGGCGGUGGAGGCGGAGAUGGAGGGCGGCGGCUGCUGGCGGAGGUGGAGGGCGGGUACGCGAGUCAGGCGGGCAUCGAGGAGCUUCUGUUGUCAACGCAGAAAGCGGUUCGGCCCCGCCCGCGCACAGCGCCGCAGAGGGCAUUGAAUGAGGCCGCGGGGCGGGCGAUGGCAGCUGGCCGUGGCGGUGAGCAGCACGGGAAGCUGGGCGCCGCUGUCGCACCAGCAGCAGUAACAGCUCAGGGACGCAACGCCAGCAUAUUGGUACGGCAGGGGGUUGACAAUGGAAUAGAGGAGCUGCUGCGUGCGGAGGAGGACUGCGAAGUUGGCAGUGCUAGUUUCAACAGGCAAGAGGAGGGUAACUUCGAUGACGGCGACGCUGCAGAGACUUGUGAUGACGAUGAUGUACGGCAACUUCUUAUGUUGGAGGAGUGCAGUCCCGGGGGAAAUGUUGAUGUGGAAGUUUGCCCGGGGGAGCUAAUGGUGCCGCCGCUGGUGCCGCCGCUGGUGCCGCCGCUGGUGGCCCCUGCCGCGGCGGCAGCAACGAUGGCGACGACAGCUGCCGGCACCUGCUGGCAUGAGAUCUCGGCGAGUCGUGUCACGGAUCCCGUGACGGGCCAGUAUGCCAUCGUCAUGACGCAGACCGAUGUAACCGCCAAAGUGGAAGCGGAGCGCCAUAUCGCCUUUGUGACGGAGGCAGAGCACCGACUGUUGGAACAGAUCUUCCCUCGUCACGUGCUGACCUACAUGACCGAAGAGGGGGGUCCCUGGGGCGCCCCCAUGGAUCCGGACCCCACCCGCUGGCGACCCAUGGUUCGCGACAUAAACAAACUGGCCAUCUCACAUGAUCAGGUGACGCUGCUUUUCGCAGACAUACAAGGCUUCACACCCAUGUGCAACGUGUUGGAGCCUCGGGUGGUGAUGGCCUUCCUCAACGACCUGUUCACACGCUUCGACAGCCGGCUGGACGAGUUUGGGGUCUACAAGGUUGAGACCAUCGGCGACUGUUAUUUCGUGGCGGGCGGGCUGAUCCACCAGGACGAGUACGGCAUGCCCGCCGUACGCGCGAGAGACAGCCACGCCGACCCGGACCAUGCAGGAAGGGUUAUGAAUUUUGCCAAGGCCAUGAUUUCCGCGGCGGACCAGGUGCUGCUGCCCACCACGGGGACCCCUGUCCAGAUGCGCGUCGGCAUUCACAGCGGCCCGGUGGUCAGCGGAGUGGUCGGACAGCGCAUGCCCAGGUUCUGCCUGUUCGGCGAUACAGUGAAUACCACCUCCCGCAUGGAGAGCACGGGUGUGCCGGGGGCCAUCCACGCCUCAGAGGCGGCUUGGAGGCUGCUUAGAAACGAAUGCUGGGUGCCCACGGGCGGCGUUGAGGUGAAGGGCAAGGGCAUCAUGAACACCUAUCUGUGGAAGCCCCCACAUGCAGUUAAGAAGUUUAUGAUAUUACAGCAACGAACGGAAAAGUCUAUCCUAAAUCCUGGCAGUCUUUAUGUGCUUUACCCACCCUGGUCGUAUGUCGACAUGUGGAGCAGCGUGGCAUAA
Volvox carteri f. nagariensis is the source of this 5541-nucleotide messenger RNA. RefSeq lists its product as uncharacterized. The record is from RefSeq and is a predicted model, not a curated record. Bases 1 to 5541 code for a protein of 1846 amino acids. The transcript has 24 exons. Lineage: Eukaryota; Viridiplantae; Chlorophyta; Chlorophyceae; Chlamydomonadales; Volvocaceae. Gene Ontology annotation, molecular function: guanylate cyclase activity; peptide receptor activity. Gene Ontology annotation, biological process: cGMP biosynthetic process; intracellular signal transduction; receptor guanylyl cyclase signaling pathway.